UGUUCAUCUUAAAAACGUGCCUGGUGCUUAAAUAAAAAAUAAAAUCCUCAAUCUUUUAUAAAAGUGAAGCUAAAUAAAUAUGGAUGAUGAUGAAGUCACUUUACCCGCCGAUACCCUCGCCAUACUUCAACAAUUCUUGGUUGAAAAAGCCCAAAGAGAACAAGAAGAAAUGGAAAAGAUUGAAAAGAAGGCCGGCAAGGAUGCAGAAUUUGAGGAAGAUUGGCAAUUAAGUCAAUUUUGGUAUAGCCAAAGUACCAAAGAGACUCUGGGUGCAGUUGUAACACAGCUGGUGGGAGAUUCCAAAGAGUUUAGCAUAGCUUUGCUAUCAUGUCCUUCUUUGUAUGGGACUAUAAAGGAAAUACAUGAAAAUGUAAAAAUAUUUGAAUACGACAAACGUUUUUCUGCCUAUGGUGAUGACUUUGUUUUUUAUGAUUUCAAUGAAGCCGAUAGUGAACAUUACCUUAAAGACUUAUGGCAUCAAUUUGAUUUGAUAAUAGCUGAUCCACCCUUCCUUUCCGAAGAAUGCAUAACAAAAAUUUCGAAAAUCAUUGCCAAUCUUUUGAAACCACAACACAAUAAAAUCAUAUUCUGUUCCGGUGAGGUAGUAGAGCCUUGGCUAACCAAAAGUUUGCCAGGGGUAAAAAAGUGCAAUUUUCAACCACAACACGAACGUAAUUUAGGCAAUGAAUUUGUAUCCUAUGCUAAUUUUAAUUUGGAUGACUAUGUGAAAACAUAACAAAAAUAAAAAGAAAACAAUUUUAGUA
Messenger RNA from Stomoxys calcitrans (stable fly), 764 nucleotides. RefSeq names its product protein-lysine N-methyltransferase CG9154. Lineage: Eukaryota; Metazoa; Arthropoda; Insecta; Diptera; Muscidae. Gene Ontology annotation, biological process: methylation. Gene Ontology annotation, molecular function: protein-lysine N-methyltransferase activity; nucleic acid binding. The coding region runs from base 80 to 736 and encodes 218 amino acids. The transcript is spliced from 3 exons. The record is from RefSeq and is a predicted model, not a curated record.